Molecule: messenger RNA, 1026 nt
Organism: Prunus avium (sweet cherry)
Lineage: Eukaryota; Viridiplantae; Streptophyta; Magnoliopsida; Rosales; Rosaceae
Product: DNA sliding clamp PCNA-like
Biological process (GO): translesion synthesis; leading strand elongation; regulation of DNA replication
Cellular component (GO): PCNA complex
Molecular function (GO): DNA polymerase processivity factor activity; DNA binding
Source: RefSeq, a predicted model, not a curated record
UCCAUUACCUUUUUACUUUCCCGCCAAGUAAAUCCCUCUCUCUGUCUCUCUGGUUUUCUCUCUGUCCACCAUGUUCCAGCUCAGCCUAGACCAAGGCGCGGUUCUUCUGAAGCAGGCGGUGAUGCCCUUGGUCGAAAUGGUCCAGUUUGCCGACAUUCGCAUCUCACCGGAGGAUUUAACGCUGGUGUCCGUGAGCAACUAUCCGAUGUUCCCACAGGUCUGCAUUGCGCUGCGGAUGCGAAGCUUGAUGUUCGCUCAGUUCCGGUGCAACGAGACCCGUUGGAUUUGCAUCAACCUCCACCACUUGUUCUCCGCGCUGGCUCUCGCCCGCAGUGAAGAGUCGAUCGCGAUCCAUGGUGAUGAAGGCGAGGAUGUGGUUGGCUUCUUGUUCAACAAUCCCAGAACUCGACGAGUCAGAUACUCUGAAAUGGCAUUGAUUAAUGUUUACCCUGCUGAUCAGAUGCAGGCAGGUUUUGCAAAUUUCAAAUAUCAAGUGAUUGUUGGGAUACCAUCGGUGGAGUUUCAACGUCACAUGAUACAUUUGCGCUGUUUUGGGGUGACAGUUUAUGCACGCAUAACCGAUACUGAAGUUAGGCUCUCUGCAGCGAAUGAGGAGGUUCUUCUGACAAACGAGAAUUGCAUUAUUGGGGGUGAUGUAAGUGAAGAAGAUCCAGUUACUGCGGUGUUCAGCCUCCAUUGCCUGAGCGCAAUCAUGAAUGCGUCGCGUCUGACAAGCAGGGUGUGGUUGCUCCACUCCAAUUCUUCACUUCCAUUUUGCAUGCUGAAUUUCCCUGUUGGUGCACUGGGUAACCUCAUGUUUCACUUUCCCUCACCUGAAGAUGGUGAUGAAACUUGACGUAGUAGUACUACUAGUCUAAAGUAGCCAACUCCGUUAUGACUUCUGUUCUCAACUCAGAUUUUAAUGAUAAUGUGAGAAUUAAUCGCAAGUGUAAAAAUCACCAACAAAAAGGAUUUUGUCAGAGAUCUUGAGAUGUACUAAGUUUGAUAUGGAUAUGUAGUUGUGCU